Molecule: messenger RNA, 687 nt
Organism: Cooperia oncophora
Lineage: Eukaryota; Metazoa; Nematoda; Chromadorea; Rhabditida; Trichostrongylidae
Source: the annotation of a GenBank genome assembly
AUGGGUAUCAAAUGCGAACAAGAAUGCCCACCUGAUCGCUAUGGUCCCAACUGCACAGAGAAGUGUCUUUGUCAGAAUGGUGGCCGGUGCGACCGUAACGGGAAAUGCGAAUGUCUGGAUGGAUUCGCCGGCGAGUUUUGCCUUCGAAAAUGCGAUGAAGGCAAAUUUGGUGCGAACUGUAAAUUCGAAUGCAACUGUAAAAACGGAGCCACCUGUGAUGCUGUCAACGGACGAUGUAUUUGUGCAUCUGGAUUCAGUGGACCAACUUGCGAAGAUCGAUGCCCACUUGGUUUUUAUGGUAAAAACUGCUCAAAGCUAUGCGACUGCCUGAACAACAACAAAUGCGAUUCGGUGACGGGGAAAUGCCUCUGCGUUGGAUGGAUGGGAGAGAAAUGCGAGCGUGGUUGCCCCAAAGGCUAUUACGGUCCAAUGUGCUCCAAGAAAUGUGACCUUUGCAAUGGUAUAUCCUGGAAUGAUUCGAAUGCAGCUUGCGACCCCGUGACAGGUGCCUGCAAAUGCGAACGAGGAUACAAGGGCCCUGACUGUAAACAGAGAGUAUGUGAUGAGGAUAUGUAUGGGCAGGACUGCUCCAAGCAAUGCACCUGUAUAAUGGAGAAUACGGAAUCAUGUGCUCCUGACACCGGCUUAUUGUCGAUGCAAACCUGGUUUCGCUGGGGAUUCAUGUGA